Messenger RNA from Closterium sp. NIES-67, 1029 nucleotides. NCBI's taxonomy places the organism in Eukaryota, Viridiplantae, Streptophyta, Zygnematophyceae, Desmidiales, Closteriaceae. The record is from the annotation of a GenBank genome assembly.
CCGGCGUUUCCUGUUUGCGGCAGAAACCUUACGCGUGGCUCUGGCGUCCGAGUCUGAACGCAGACCACCGGUUUUUGCGGCUUCAGCAGAUCAGGAACGUUUUGGUUUAACAUGGAAGGCUAUAUAUUAGACAUUCAAGAUCUCCAAUCUCAUCACAGCUUCUGCAAUUACUCCUUCCAUACUGUCAAUAUCUAUCGGCGUUCCCCUCAUUCAAUCAAAUCUAACGUACCAAUCAGCGCACGGCUAGUAAUUUUUCCGUUCCAAUCUCACACGUGAAAGGCUAUCUAAAGCUCAAUACAACUUCCUCGUUGACUUUCGGAGUCCAAUUUCAACAACUUCUCAAUGGCGACUAACGCCUGGCUGCACGCAGCUCGCCAGCUGCUGCCUCUAGCUCUCCUCGUGCUCCUCGCCGUCACCAGCGCCAGCGCAGCACGGCCCAUGCUGCAGGCGUCGUCCUCCGCCGCAGCAGCCGGCGUCACCGACGAUACGCUCGGCUCCGCAUCUGGAUCGACCUUGGGAUCUCCCCACAGGGUGGAGCGGAAGCUGUUCAGCUGGGACGGGGUGACCGCGGAUCAGGUCAUUUCGGGGAGCCUGGGCACAAUCGACGGGCCGGAGGACGGCGAGGUGACUCAGAAGCUGGUGGAGAUUUUCAUGGGCGCGGGGUACAACGUGAUGGUGAUCAAGAGCGAGCACCGCGUGGAAGGCGGCCCGGAUUCCGCCAAGGUCGAGGUGUGGCACUUUUGGGAUAACUCCGAAUUUACGGUGUACUACAAGAAGGGACCCUUCGAGGUUGCGAAUACUGGAGAUGGUGGGUUUGAGAACUGGGCUUUCGGAGGGGUCUUUGACAGGGUUGGGGCUGAUGACGAGGUGGUGGUGUUCUAUGAUUGGUAGUUGUAAUUCAGACGGUCCUUAGCAUGGUGAGUGGUGAAGGCGUUGAAUUAUACUUCACAGAUACUUAGAAUGCGUCCAUGAUGACCUGGGUGUUUUGAUGUUGGUCCUAGCCCACUGAUAUUUUAUUAUACUAGCCUG